GCGUCGAGCGGCAGUCGCGCGCGUCCUCGCCUGCCGUGUGGUCGUGUGCGCGUCGUGCGGCGAAUGCUUUUACAUCAAAUACAUCAUAUAAGGUACUCGGGGAACUCGCUUUUGGCGGGUUUUCGCACGGACGUGAGCGGUGAUCGUGAUGCGCUUUGCAUUCGGACACGGAAUGCGUGCGUGUUGUCAGUGCGCUCCGCCUCUCAGUGUGUUUGUGCGGCGUCACAGUGAAAUCUGUGGCGAGGACCACCAGUGAUCUCUUGGAUUGCAGUGUUGGAUCGGAGGAUUGACUUUGACGACGCGACCACAGCAGCUUUUUUGCUAAACUGUCGGUGUGCGUUAGUGGAUGAAACUUUUAAUCAAAUAUGUUCGUCCGUGGUGUUGGUUAAUAAGUAAUAUUGUGCCGUGUUGUAAGUGAAUCAGUGAUAUUUAAAACAGUCAGUAUUGAUAAGUGUGAGCCCGCCAUUGCUGGUAUGCAUAUGUGUUAUGAAAGGCCUGGCCUGGUCACCGCCCUGAACGGAAGUGUUGGGUACGACAAGUGGGACCGGGACAGGGGCGGGGGGAGCGGCGGCGGGGGCGCGCCGGCCGCCUGGCCCGGCCGCGACCGCGAGCGCGACCGAGAGCGCGAGCGGAAGGCGCGCGCGCACCAGAUGUCGCAGGCGCACGCCGCCGAGCCCGACGCAUCGUCGCUCUUCCCGGCGCCGUUCAGGGUGACAGGCAACAGGGAUCGCGUGAGCCAGCAGAUACAGACCAAGCUCGGCGACUACCACCUCGCGCAGUGGUUCAUCGAUGACCCCAGUAAAUCAAUUGGGAUCUGCGCUGAACCACCCAGUCCUGCACCAUGUCUACCAUCACGGCGAGAGAGCGAGUUCAAGAAGCCGGCUCACGCCCCCCAGAACGGCGUCCGCCAUCACCGCCCCCAUAUCCCACACAGCAAGAGCGAUGGUUCCGGUUCGACGGGAGCCCCGCACAGGCCGCCCCCCAUAAGGAUACCCAACGGUAUCCAGUCACAGAAUGCUAUCGAUAGCAGUCAACCGCCAAUAGAAAGUAUUUUAAAGGAGAUGAAGUCUCUGCCGACGCCGUUGUCUGUGAUAGCUGCGACGCCAAGAAAAGAAUUGGAGAACAAAUUCAUCUUCAACCCCUACACAAAUAAGGUCCAAGAGAACCCUCAGUUGGCCGUCAACGAUCUCAAAACACCCCUACCCAAACCCGGUUUAGACAAUCGGAUAUCGAACUCAAGGAGUUCAGUCUCACCUGAUGUGGUGAACAAGGACCUCGGGUUGUCGGAGAGCGACGAUGAGGUCAACACACACGUAAUUGGACCGCCUAUAUCACCGAUCGGGUCGGCGAGUCCAAGUUCAGGCAGUUCGUCACCGUCUGAGGACUCAGAAUCAGAGUCCUCGUCAGCGGAAUCGACGCCCCCUGCGCCGGCGCCGACAACAGCCGCGCCCGCCCCCGCCCCUGCCGCCGCGGCACCUGCGCCCACGCAACGCUCUUCUUGGAGCCUCUCCAACUUCGCUCCACCCCCUGCACAUCCACCAGACCAGACCUACGACUCAGGCAAAGAUGUCAGGCAUGCCCUUGCCGAUAUCAAAGGAAAACCGAGUCCGAUUUCCGAGAUGUCGGAUUCCGAGGCGUCGUCGCCGUCCCCGGACAUUAGACGGAGGCGGUCCCGAGUGUCGGCCGCGUCCAGCGACGAAGAUACGCCUAGGCAUACGACAUCUCCACGAGUGAAAGUCACGGAGUCGUCAGCGCCGACGGGUGCGGUGAAGCGAGGCCGGCCGCCCAAGGCGAGGGCGUCGGAGGAGCGGCCGCUGAAGAAGCCCCGCGGCCGCGGGCGCCCCCGCAAGUCCAAGCAGGGCUCCCCGGGCGCCGCCCCCGUGCUCCCCGCUCCCCCCGCCCCCGCACCACUGCACGACAGUGACGUGGAGCCCGACCCCCCGCCACACCACCACCCUCUGCAAGACACCAAGACGCACAUCUUUCGCAAGGUUUUUACACCAAAAAAGAGCGACGAGUGCGGUGGCAAGGGAGGUAAGGGCGGCAAAGGCAAGGGCGGCAAGGGCAAGGGGCAGGUGACCAUCAUUGAGGUGACGGCCCCCGACGCGGACGAGCGCGACGAGGAGCGCCGCGCCGGGGAGGCCCUCGCGCGACUGUCGCCCCCUGCGCACGACGCGCGCCGCGACCUCGACCGACCCCCCAGCGACCGAACCAUGGACCGGAUACCUGACCGAACCUCCUACGAGAGAAUACCCUCCGAUCGAAUCGUCAACGAUCGGAUACCGACUGAACGUACCUCCAACGAUCGGAUACCCGAUCGGUCGGUCGAUCGGAUAUCGACAGAGCGAACUCCGACCGACCGCGCACCUUCAGACAGAUCGUCGUCCGCCAGCGAGCGGUUAUCGGUGGAUCGGUUAUCCGGCGGACUGUCGUCAGAUCGGCUCGCAGACCGGCGGUCGUCAGAGCGAGUGCCCAGCGAGAAGAUGUCGAUAGACCGGCUACCGACCGACAGGACGGCGCACGACCGACUCUCGGGGGAGAGGGCACACGACAGGAUAUCUGCGGAGAAGCUCUCACACGAUCGUCUGUCCGACACGAAGGCUAGGUUGGGGGACAGCAAGCUGGGGCUGGAGCGGCUGGACAGCAAGUUGCUGGACACAAAGUUGCUGGACAGCAAGCUGCUGGACAAGUCGCUGGAGCGCGUUGAACGGCCGCAGGCCGAGCGGUACGUGCGCGCCGAGGCCGACGUCGGCUCCGGACUCAAGGCCGGACGGCCCGACGACAGGCUCGACGAUGCCACUUCCAACGGUCGGUCCCGACCCCGGCUAAUGGUGCGGGUGUCGUUGUCCCGGUUGAGGCCCGACACCCUCCGCGCCAUACAGAGGCCCGCGCGCCGGGUCCCCGUCAAACGACCACACUCACCUCUUCCCGAACAGGGUGGCGAGGUAGCGGCGACAAACCACGAGCGGACAGAAACGUACGCGGGGCAGACUCCCAUCUACUUCUCGUACUUCGAGAGACUGCCCGCCGACGCGCUCUCCGACGAGGAGAGGGAUCAUAAGUACUACCUAGAAGAAGCGACGCGCCUCCGCGCGGCCGCUGAGAAGGAACAAGAGCCCCUCCCCCGCGUCAUGCGGUACCUAGAGUCCGUGCUGUGCUUCGUUCUAACCGGACGAGUACUCGAGCUAGAACUGGACACCAAGGGAGCCUUCACCAUCUACCGGGAGACCAUCGAGUACAUCAAGAGUAUACACUCGAUGCCCCAACGGUUCCGUGCCAGCCCGCACGAUACUUUCAACAAACUUGAUAUACUCAGCCUACGAGUACAAGCGCUCCUGUACCUUCGCAUGUUCAAGAUGUACAACCGAGAAGUGAAGGAGUACAACAAGAUCGUCCACGAGUACCAACAGAAGCCGGCGUUAGCGGAGUCUGUGUCCCCGCUAUCCCCGACCCCAUCACCCGCCGGGUCCGUGGGGUCCGUCGGGUCCGGGUCUGCAUCGUCCGGGUACUGUUCCCUGGCCCACUCGGUCCCUGCGCACGCGCACCAAGCGUUGCUCCUCCUCAACAAGUACUACGCCUUCCUUUAUGUCGCGCAUGAUCUGUGGGAACAAGCUGAUUCGCUGUGUCGUCUGAGGGCCAAUAGAGACCUAUUCAUAGCAGUGGACCGUAAGUGCGGUCCCCUGUCGCUGUCGUCGACGUUCCGUCACCUGGUGCAGUACGUGCGCCACGCUAUAUCGCUGCUGAAGGUCGCGCCCCGGGACUGACGCCGCGCCGCCCGCCACUGGUAACCUGACCCUAUCUCCAACGCAUAAACACCACAAUCCAACACACCGUGACACGCAAAAUUAUGUAUCAAACACAUCUCUGCUUAAUACAUAGUCUUGCAUUAUAUUUAAGAUUGUCAAAUUGUUAGUAUGUAUCAGUAAACUGCACUCGAGAUUUGAGCAAUUCUAAUUAAUUAAACAUAUCCUAUGAUGAAUGAUGGUAUGGAUAUUUUUAAGUGCGUUUACUAAUACACACGUUUAUAGUCACGUAUGUGUGUUCGUAGCGAUCUGUAUGUGCAGUUGUAGUUAGUUAACGUUGGAUGGUUGUCGUCCAACGACUACUGGUCCACGCCAGUCGGCGAGUUGUGUAAAAACUCAGCAAUAUUUACCGAAGAGAUGAUGGUAACACUACACAGAAACUAUCCCUGUACUAUGAAACCGGUUUUGUUGCAUUGGUUACCUCGCACACGCCACGAUGCGCAAACCGAACCACGAGACUCAAUGCGAGAGUAACGCGGGCAGGUCCGCAGUACAUUCUGUCACUACGACAAUAUCACUCAACUCAAGUCUUCGCAUUUCGUUCUCUUCCCAAAUCGAUGACCAAAAAUCAAAAUGUAAAAAUUUGUAAGAAAAAUUGUAAAUAAGGCAUCGUUGCGUAGCAACGGGCGAGCGAGUCCGAUUUGAUUACCGACUCUGUAUCAUAUAAGUGAUAGACUAAUCAUAUCUUAAGUGUUUUGCGUUGUAGUUUUACUUCCCUACCAAUGGAAACGUUUUACUGUCGGGAACACAUAUACGAAUUGCUCGUUUCUUAGUGUAAUGGGAGCUAUACGACAAAAAUAAUUUUUUGAUCGCAUGUGGGCCAAUCGAGUAUAUUAAUAUAACUCAACAUGUAUGGGAUCACUUGUAGGUCUUCGCAAUAAUUUACACAUUUAUACUUUCGCAAUGUUGAUUUACGCGAGUGAUGGGCGUGUCAUUUGUUUUAUAAUUUAGUUUAGAUGUGUAUUCGUAGAGCAACGACGCGACCAACGGGGCGAUCCUACACCAACACAUUCGGGAACCAUACUGCGCGGCUUGACGCAUGGCGGACGGCCUAUUAGCUUGUAUUAUUACGAUAAUUUAAAUUAAAUGUUGUACAAGGUGCAAUAUGCAAUAUCGGCGUUUACUGAAUUGACUGUGACUAGCCAAUGAAGUGAUAUUUCAUCUACCUCAUGAAAUAAGGUCGCUACUUAACAUAGAGUUCGCUCUAUACGUCUGUUCUCUAUGCUUCCGCACUACAAUACUUCCAAACGACACGACGUUCAACAAUAACUUGUAUUAAGAGAAUGAAUCGUAAAAUUGAUCCAAUUAGCUGAUUUUAGAACUUUGAUAGUUAUCUGGUUAAGCCAACAUUAUCGUUGUGAAAAUUAAAGACGCUAGCUACAGUUUAAGGAAUUAAGUUAAAUUAAUUAAUUUAGAUGAAAUUACCGCUGCCUUGCCUCAACGCCGCGCAGACUAACGAAUUACCCGCCGGGACAAAAGUUCCCUGUAACACGUCAUAUACAACAGAAUACUUAGUGAACAAUGAUCGAGCAAAACCCUGUUUAUUGUCAUGUCUUAAUAUAAACAUUUUUUCGUAUACAUAUCAAAUAAUUUGGGGACAAUCAGGUAGUUUCAUUAUGAAUGUAAUCAAUGGCGAUAUAUAAUUUUUUACGCUUAGAAAUCGUAAACGCGAUCAAGACAGUCGUUUGAUCUCUGAUAAUCGCAAGAUACAAUUAUUUGGAGUGACAAUAAUACUCUGCUAGGGGAGCUAGAUUGGUUUGUAUGUAAAGUCCACUGCCCUUCGGAACGCGACGCUACGCGAGUUCGUCGAGUGCGAUCCUGAACAAAUCAAAAUGAAUAUUCGUUUCGUUUUAUAAUAAAAAAAAAGUUCAAAAUAUAUUUUAAUGAAUACUUUUGAAGAGUACAAUAUAUGGUUGACAUGAACAGAUUGACUCUGCCACAGUGUCCGUAACACCAAUAUAUUAUAUAUUCCUCUCGGUUGUUUAUCAAAUUUAUGUUGUGAUUGUAUAUACAUAAUAUUAUUAUAUUAUACAUUUUGUAAUGAAUAUACAUGUUAGUGCCAGAUAGGUUUUUGUAUGAACGUUUAUAGUAAGAGGGGUGAGGGGGCAAUCCGCCGGCUAAUGUCAUAAGGAGCGACUAGAGAUGCCUUGUACAUAGUAUUAUUUAAGAAAUGUGUAGUUUUCAGUCUAUAUUUUAAUUUAUAUGUAAACUAUAUUUAUAGCUAAGCGGACAAGGAGAAAUUAACAUAAUAAUGUUUAUAUAACGGUGCGUGUUUCGAUGUGAGGCCUGGCGUGAGUGUACACGAGUGUAGGUGAGCUUGCAGCGUUCACUUCUAGAGUAAGUCGUCGCAGUCCGCCCGCAGGCGCUCUGCCCAGCAAUACAUGCUCCACUACUGGCCCUGACGUACCAUUACUGUCCCUGCAUACAUUAUAGCAUCACACAGAUAGCGCCGGAAUAUUUCCAAUUAGAGCUAGUAAGUUUUAUAGUAAUUCUUUAUGUUUUGUGUUCCAAUUGCGAGUUGUCAGUCUCACUGACUGUUGGGAGACUUUGAAUAUGUAUUGGACAGUCGUGGUACACGAACGACCAGUGCAGUGUGUACACAAACUAGUAUUGUCUAGAUAUUGUAUCGUAAAACACAUCUGAACUUACAGAUGUAUUUUUUAAACGUAACGUUUAUUUCGUUCGUCUUAAUUCGAAAUAUUCGCAGGAACCUUAAUAUAGUCUCGUCACCGUCGGUACUUACACCCGCACAAAUGUUUUAAUUUAAAUUUUAGUUGGUUAUUUAAUUUAUUGUGGCAUUGUAUUACUUUUAAUUUUAUUGCGCAUGAUGCAAAGUUUACUUAAAUUGUAGAAGUUAUUGCGAGGCGGUAUAUCAAAGAUCUGGCGAUGUCGAGUCGAGCGCCCUCACGCGUGACGUCGCGGCGACUCGGCGGCUCGUGGUAAUAACAAACAUUGCUUCUUAUUUAUUAUUUACAAUCAAAAUCAUAAAAUUCAUCUCGUAAGGGAGCUCGCGUAUAUGUACUUGGUUUUUGUUAAUCGUUAUAGUUCGUAAUGAGUUGUAAUACAAUUAUUAUUAUUAUUUUUUGUUUUGUUGCUUAUUUUUUUUGUGGUUAAGCUAUUAUUUUGGCCUUAAUAUUAAAAGUAUCACAAAAUUACCAUUGACAAAAGAACUGUGAUCAAUAUUUUACUUACAAAUCAACAAGUUUUAAUCUUAAAUGAUGAAUCAAUUACUUAAUCUCCCCACUUUUGAUGUGGUUGAAGUUGCUAAGGAGGGCCCAUAGAGGGCGCCACUAGCAGACUAGUUUACUCAUUAAGUUGUCUAAGUGCACGCCUUGUCCUGUGUCAAUGGAUUACUUAAUUACGUUAGUUCUUCCCUCGUACCUUCGAGUACUAUUCUGACCACCACGAGGUACCACGUCCUAAAUCUCAAAUGAGCCUAAAAUUGAAACCAAAUUGACAAAUUAUUAUGCUAAGGUGAUGAGCAAGUGAGCGCUGGAUGGAAGCACUAGGCGAUUGUUUUAGGAAAUUGUAAAAUACUGUUUUCUUUUUUAAUAGCAUCUUGUGUUGAUAGCAUGUAUAAUUUGUUUUUUUUUUUAUUCGCGUUAAGAAUUAUGUAUAAAUUUGUUUUCCUUUAAUUUUAUUAUUUGUGUAACUAUACCUUAUGUUAUUGAUAAUAGAAUACAUUAAUUUUUAUGUAUGGAUUUAUAUUUGUUUCUUUAUUUUACCUUUUUCCUUUUGGUUGAGCAUGUGUGUGGCUAGCAGACUCGGUACUAGUAGGGGGCAGGCCGGCAGUAGAGUGGAGGGGAGGUAGAGUCGCGGGGACUCGGACGCUGUAGUUAAGUCAUAGAGUAAUACAAAAUGCCUUUCGUCAAUUUUUGCCAUUUCGAGACACCAUGUUACAAGCUAUUGCAAUAAUAUCGUUAUCGUUCAGCGCAGAUGUGAUCGUCAGUAAUGCCUUAUAGCAAGUGUCUUUCAGCUGCAGAUUUUAGAGUAAUUUUGAAGCAGUAUACACAGUAUGUACCGCGGGCCCGGUGCAGCGCCACAGCAAGUCAAUCUACGUGAGAGGGACGCGCUUACACUAGGCUUGUAGUGAACUGUGUGGCUGGACAUAAGUAGGAUUAUAUUGAUACGAGUACCUGUAUUAUCCGGAACACCAAUACCUACUUAUUGCGGGUAUAUUUAUACGUCAGAAUACCAUAUUUAUACAUCGGCUUCUACACUGUAUUUUAAUAAAAUAAUCAAUGUUUUGUUGGUCGGUUUAAAGUAAUUAUACGCAUUUAUGAAUAAGAUUUAAUACAUAAUGUCGGUGUUAGAUUACCUAGGUUAAAGAUACAAAGUACAAUGGUAUGUAGUUACUGAAAUAUAAUUGAAAAGCAAUAAUAUUUUAGUCGUGUUACUGGAAGCGGCAAGCGCUGCGGCUUCCGAACUUUUAAAGGCAAUGACAUGUUAGCAUUCGCUGCCACUACUAAGCAAGCGUUGAAGGAAUGGUUAUACGAAUGGAGUUAUAAAGGAUUGCCUAUAAGUAAUGUUAAACUGCCUACAACUGUCGCCGCUGCACCGCGCUCGAGGUAUAAACACAGUUCGCAGAGUAUAUCAAUUAUAAAGCUAAUAUAUGAGUAUAUUUGUACGUAGUCUGUGUGUCGUCGGUAGAUUCGUGUUGGAGCGCUGCAAGCUCCUCGCUGCGGGCCGCGGGCCCAAGCAACGCGCUUUGUAUACGAUAGAUGUAAUAGUUUCGCGAUACAUUUGCGUUAAUGCAGCGAUCACCAGAUCACUUAGAAAAUAUUCAUUCAUAGCAGAAUCUACAACUUAUAUUUAUAGUUGGCGUUAAUGAUUUAGGAUAGGGUGUAAUCGACAUUGUGCUUUACUAAGAGGCAGAUAAGGUUCAUAUUAGUCAAUAUACUGUUGUAUUCAUUGAAAUUACAUACUCGGCAAAUACAACUUGUAUAGAAAUACAGAACAUAUGAUAAAAAUAUCGAUUGAAACUGUUGUUAGUUUAUCCAUGAAGUUGCCACGGGACAUUUUUAAAUUUUGUUAUAUAUCUGAAGCUUAAUUAAAUACAGUACAUAACGGGGUUUAUGUAUGUAGAUAAAUGUGUUCAAUACAGCAAUAUACAUACAGUUAUUAAUUUCAAAAUAAAUUUUAUAUACCUAGUAUAAUUAUAGCAUUCGUUAUGUAGAGUAAUAUUGUUAUUAUUGCGUUAUAUAUAAUUUACACUGAGAAGGUUUUUGGAGCGCAGAUGACAGUCGUUCGAUGUUUCAUAGACAUUUUGUUGUAUAAGACCACGGUUAGGGCGUAAUCUUAUAAGCGAGUUGGGCAAGGGCCGGGGUUGCAGGCCAAAAAAAUAACGUACCACGCGUCCUCGGCCUAGAGUAGGAGAAGGAACGGGGGGG
Messenger RNA from Spodoptera exigua (beet armyworm), 9193 nucleotides. The record is from the annotation of a GenBank genome assembly. NCBI's taxonomy places the organism in Eukaryota, Metazoa, Arthropoda, Insecta, Lepidoptera, Noctuidae.